Molecule: messenger RNA, 2609 nt
Organism: Macrobrachium nipponense
Lineage: Eukaryota; Metazoa; Arthropoda; Malacostraca; Decapoda; Palaemonidae
Gene: 5PtaseI
Biological process (GO): phosphatidylinositol dephosphorylation
Molecular function (GO): inositol-polyphosphate 5-phosphatase activity
Source: RefSeq, a predicted model, not a curated record
CCGGAUACAAUGCUGAAGCCAUGGAUUACAGAAUUCUUAAAGACAGUCGAGAGCCAGGAACCCCAUUUUAUAGGGCUUCACUGCCAGGAAGUGGGUGGCAAAAAUUAUGAGGAGAGUAUGCAGUAUGUGGAACAUUUCAUCAGAUCACUGAUGAACAGAGGCACCAUGUUACCUUAUGACAAGAUUAGAGUUUAUUUGGAUGAGGAAUUUGAAUCGGCAGAAAAAUUUACGGCACUAGGAAAUCUCUACUUCAUUCACCAAAAAGUUAAUGAUGUACAAAUAUGGGACUUUGAAGAAAAGAGAUUCGUUGAGUGCUUAGACAGAAGAGAGUACUCCGGAAACAUUGAAGAUGUCACUACAAAGGAGAAGUCCAAGUUUCCGCAAGAGUUUUUCCCCGAGUGCAAAUGGUCACGAAAAGGUUUCAUGAGAACUCGAUGGAAUCUGAAUGGCACCAAGUUUGAUCUUGUUAACAUCCAUCUUUUCCAUGAUGCCUCAAACUUCAUUGCUAUGGAAGAGUACCCUUCAGUCUACAGUUUGAAUCGCAAACGUGCUUUGGAGCACACACUUGACAGGUUUCAUAAUGAUGAGUUUGAGAAUCUACCUAUCUUUAUGUUUGGUGACUUCAACUUUAGACUUAAUACUAAAGGAGUUGUUCAGAAACUAACCAAUGGCUGCACGCCUGGUGAUUGUGAAUUGCCUAACUCUGGUGAGAAGGCUAAGGAGUUCAAAGAUAACAAAGGCAAAGUUCAGCUGACAAUUUCCAAAAAGGCUUUCAUACACUGUGACCAUCAGACAAUUUUUGUCAAGGACAAUGGCAGCUGGCUGCGGGAGUUUGACCAGGAAUUGAGUAGUUUCAAUGAUCGACUAACAGAAUUCCCCAUAACGUUCCCACCAAGUUAUCCAUUUGAGGAAGGUCCUGGCAGCAAUGGUUCUCACUAUAUGCAGACUAGAUGCCCAUCUUGGUGUGAUAGAGUAAUUCUAAACACGGCAGCUAAGAAACUUGUGGAUUCUAGUGGAGGCAAAGUCAAGUACGAAUUAAUUGGAUUUAGCACAGCCAUGGGUGACCACAAGCCUGUGGGUCUGUGCGUGGAGGUGCCAAUGGGAGUAGGUACUGUGUCCUGUUGCACUCCAAAUGCACCAUGUCGUAACUUUGUGCAUGAACCUGAUGCUCAAUGUUUUAAGCAGGCUGGAUGGUGUCUUUGCAAGGCAUACCCAGCCUGCCCAAGACCCUUAGUCAAGUCUGUGUGCCCCAACAGUAGUACCCUGCCCUUCCCUCUCCCAGGUCAGGUCAACCCAGUGACCCCAUCUGCUGCAUGUAUCAACCCGGUAAGGGUAGACAGUGCCACUAUUGCCCCUGUUAGUUUGAACAGCCCUGGAAUGUGUUUGGUGCCUCAGUGUGUGUGUAGUGUUGGUGCUAGUGAAGAAAAAAUACAUCAUUGUCAGUGUGGCUACCACCCCUCCAGAGAGCUUGAAGCCAGAACAGAGGGUGGCGUAAAAUCUAAAGAUCUUUUGCGGAAUCUCUUGCUGCUCAGUGGAAGUCCUGCAGUAGAGAAUGUUGAUGGACAGGAGCAGUUAUUAAAACGAGUCAAUUCUGCCCCAAAUACAAGCAUCAUUCAAGGGAGAGUUCAUUGCCAUGUUCCAUUAGUCUCCACUCAGUCACUGGACACUGGACGUUGCUUCCACAAAGCAUAUUCCUCUCAGUCCAAGCUUAGAUUAAGAGCCACCUCUUCCAGGCAUAUAUCUCAUCAUAGUUCAUCAACAGAAGAGUGGUUUGAAGAAGUUCCAGCCCAGCAGAGUCCAGAAUGUAGUAAAAAGGAUAUAGACGAAAGACAUCAUAGAUGUUCUCUUCCUUCAACGCUAGAAGGUGCUCAACAAGUUAAUCCACCAACAACUCCCAGACUUUGUGUUAGUGUUGAUAAACCACCACCACCACUACCACCACCACCUCCACCUUCCUCAACACCAGAGGCUUUCCAGGAGAUGGAGGGAGACAACUGGUCUUCUCCAAACCAAACAGAGGAAGAGUUUGGAGGGAGUGGGGGCGGAGAUAGUGAAGGAGACAGUGCUGGGAUGGACAGCAGAGACAGCCAUAGCAUAGGCACAAAGGAGUUGCUAGGAGUAGUCCAUAAACAGGUGAGCACUGAGCAGCACUCGCUAAACAACUUGCUUUUGGCUGACAGUUGUGAUCGUCUGACAACCAAACCCAUCAGCCAUUCAGAAUCCAGUUUGAGUGCUAAUUAUAGUGAAGACAGUGUGUCUAGUAUGGGGAGACCACUCAAAGAUGGAGAAACUGUCUCGCAGGCUCCAACCUUUGAUAUUGCAGAUGUAGAUUAUGGUGAAGUCAGUUCUGUCAAAGCACGAAAGAAGUGCCCUAAACCGAGCCACAAACCCAACUCUAAUAUGUCCGAGCGCCCGCCUGGCCAGUGCUGUUGUGUUUUGUCGUAACGUAGACUACGUAGUGCUUGUAGUAUGACGGCACCCCAGUGGAUGAACCCGUGUGGCAGCUCCGGGAGCCGGGAGAGAAGACCACAUCCACAGACCAACAACAACAACAACCAGGCAUGGAAGAAGAGAGCGAUCAAUCCCCGGGGGCGAUGAGAUGUGGCCCA